Drosophila innubila is the source of this 447-nucleotide messenger RNA. RefSeq lists its product as uncharacterized. The record is from RefSeq and is a predicted model, not a curated record. NCBI's taxonomy places the organism in Eukaryota, Metazoa, Arthropoda, Insecta, Diptera, Drosophilidae. The coding region runs from base 23 to 394 and encodes 123 amino acids. The transcript is spliced from 4 exons.
AUACAAAAAUUUUAAAUUAAAUAUGUGCAAGCUCCAAGAUCUGGAUGUUAUGUGCUGCUCUCUCCGAGGCAAAAGCAUUUUUCUAGCUUGGUGGACUCUGGCCCAUGCCAUACUUCUAUUAAUAGCGAAUACUGCAUUAUUUGUCAUAGGAAACUUUAAGAUGAUCAUUAUAGUCAGUUCUACAAUAUACGUGAUUUUGCAUAUGUUAGGAGCAAUAUUUUUAUUUGUUGGCGUUUAUAAAGAAAUUCCCUGUUUAUUCUUAUUCGGAAUCAUAUUAAGCUCUAUCGUGCCGUAUGCUUGUCUUAUAACAAUAUAUCUGCCAAUUGUUCAAAUUAUCUUCACCAUAACCUCUUGCAGAUAUUUAAGCAUUAUGGAAGGAGUCGCCAAAAAAUAGUAAAAUAUAAAUUUCCGAACAGCAAAGUUGUUAUAAUUUAAAUACAACUGUUU